Molecule: messenger RNA, 13293 nt
Organism: Podarcis lilfordi (Lilford's wall lizard)
Lineage: Eukaryota; Metazoa; Chordata; Lepidosauria; Squamata; Lacertidae
Source: the annotation of a GenBank genome assembly
UACAGUCAUUUGGGAUGAAUAUUUUCGGGUUGCUCUCCGCGGUGACCCAGAAGUAACGGAGCACGUCAAUUGCACAUGCGCAGACGCUCAAAAUGAAGCGCCGAAUCCCGACACACGCAGACGCACAGACCCGGGUUGCGUUGGCUUCUGGAUGCGAACGGGGCUCCGGAACGGUCCCCCUCUACAAGGUUUCAUCAGUUUAAUCCAAAUAAAUCAUGCACCACCCUUGAGCAAUGCCAUCCGGGCAAUUCUAAAACACGGCUUCCAAAAUCAAUUUGAGAAAGUAAAAAUAUUUAACAUACGAAAGCAAUACCUGCGACAGCCAGAAAAAGCCUAGGGCUGGGAAGCUCUUCUUUUCGGGGGUUGCCAACUUACCAGCCUCUUCCUCGCACUCCGCCUGGCACAUGCGCACCAGGCCCUAGGGCUGGGAAGCUCUUCUUUUCGGGGGUUGCCAACUUACCAGCCUCUUCCUCGCACUCCGCCUGGCGCAUGCGCACCAGGCCCUAGGGCUGGGAAGCUCUUCUUUUCGGGGGUUGCCAACUUACCAGCCUCUUCCUCGCACUCCGCCUGGCGCAUGCGCACAAGGUCCUAGGGCUGAGAAGCUCUUCUUUUCGGGGGUUGCCAACUUACCAGCCUCUUCCUGGCACUCCGCCUGGCGCAUGCGCACAAGGCCCUAGGGCUGGGAAGCUCUUCUUUUCGGGGGUUGCCAACUUACCAGCCUCUUCCUCGCACUCCACCUGGCGCAUGCGCACCAGGCCCUAGGGCUGGGAAGCUCUUCUUUUCGGGGGUUGCCAACUUACCAGCCUCUUCCUCGCACCAGGCCCAGUUUCCUCUCCCGGCUUCUCUGCGCACGCGCCCAGCCUUCCGGCGUCGCCAAGGCCGGGGGCGCGAAGCAGAUGGAAGGAGGCCUCCCGCCUGGGUCGAGGGGGACGAGCGGCCUCUGCGGCGGAUUAGAGGCGAAGGAGGCCAUUCCGGACGGGAGGCUGAGCGAGCUCGGGUUGCCUCACGGCCAGCGCAGGCGCAGUACACUAGCCGUUAAGCUCGCCGUGAAGGGGCGGGCCGGUCGCGCUCUGCGCACGCGCUGCCUGGGCUUUCGCGGACGGCAGCCGCCUGGAGACAAACUUGCGGCGCGCCAGCCGCGCGAACGACCCUCGCUGCCGAUGCGGAGUCUUUGACGGGACGGCGAGCGCCGAGGGACACACCAGGUGAAGUGAUGCAAUAAUAGAAGCCUGCGGGGGGGGGGGGGGAAGGUUGCGCUCUGCCCAUGCUCAGAGUCCCGGUGUCCCCCACCCACCCCAGUCCGGGGCGGAAGCCGUUGGUGGUGGGGGUCAGGAGGAGGGUGGGCUCGCCGGCACUCUGUGGAUGCUCAGAGGCACAGCUGCCUCUCCGGCUGCGUCUUCGGGGCUGGAGGAGGAGGGGUCGUGAGGACUCGAGACUGCUUUUCAUGCUGCGUUCGGAUAUUCAGGUUGUGCUUCGGGGGUCGUAACCAAAUAACGAGAAUAAUGACAAUAGAUCAUAAUAUUUGAGCCCUUGGAGGCAUCUCAGCUCCAGGGGUUUGGGGAAGCAGCUGCUUAUCUCACCACCUUUGAGCCCAGCUUUCAGUCCAGCUUCUAAGACUGUGUGCCUGCUGCCAGUCACGGUAGACUGACGUUUAUAAUAAACUAAAAAGAAUAAUAAACUAAAAGGAGGCAUUCUGAUCAAGCCUUCUGUAUGUUUUUCACCCCCUCUACUCCCCUGCACCAGUGCUGAGCCCUGACCUUGACUUUUAAAAAAUAAUUUAUUUAAUCAUUUUCGUAUUUUUUAUACUGCUGUUCAUUGCAAAUCUUCCAGAGACCAACAAAUCUUUAAAAAUAAAAUUAAUGCAAAAUAAUCCAAAUAUCAUAAAACAAUGAACAAAAGGCAACAUGGCCUAGCAGGCUACAUUUUAAAAUGCCAUUCAAAAGCUAUGGGAGCACAUACAGUAUGAUAAAACCUUCUAUUAGCAGCAAGGGGGAAACAGAUCAGCUUUUCAAAAGGUCUGAAAAACCUCAGGCUGCAGAUCUUCUGAAAAGGAAAUUCAUAGGGGAUAUUCAGGCAGGAUGCAGCAUUUGGAAAGGGAGCAUUUUAUUUUUCAGAUCUGUGGUGCUGAUUAUCCUUCCCACCUUCUGCAUGAAAGAAUGUCUUGUUCAUGCACAAUCAGAAACUGAUUACUCAGCAGAAAAGACCCCCCUGCGUCCCAUUGGACACUCUUCCAAGCAGUGGUAGACACUCAGACAUAUGAGCUAACCACCAAAUCGCACCUUAAACCGAGGUUACAGUCACCAGAAAGACCAGGUUUGAAAUGUGCCCUUGGCCACGAAGCUCACAGAAUUACCUUGGGCCAGUCUUUCUCUCAGCCUAACCUACCUGGUAGGGCUGAUGUGAUGAUAAAAAAGGAAGGGGCAGGGAGACGUUUGUAUGUCACAGUGAGCUCUUUGGGUUAAAAAUUGGGAUAUAAAUCUAUUUUUAAAAUAAACAGAAUGUCUAGUUGCCAUUUUGGGGCAAGACGGCUCUAAAGUCUUACUUUAUGCAUUGACUGUGAUUGAUUUUCAGUUAAACAUCUGGCUAGUUCAGAGGACAACCUUGAGCGAGGUUAAGAGCUUUGAAAACUUAAAGAAGAAAAGUCCCCUGAUCCAGGGACAGUCCACACAUCUAUUGGCCUGUUCCGACCUCUUUAAACUCUUUAGCGACUGCAGCCUUGGUUUAAGGACCCAUUUGGCACCUAGCUCAUAUAUCUGAGUUUCUAGCACUGACAGGGGCAUAAGUGACCACCUUGUUCUGCAAGAGACCAUUGGUCAGUCUAGCUCAGUAUUGUAUACGCUGACCAGCGGUGGCUCUCCAGAGUUUCAGCCAAUAUCUCUCACGGCCCACGGAGUGGUCAUCGGGGACUGAAGCUGAGCUUGUCUGCAGGCAAAUUAGGUGCUCUAACCGCUCAGCUACUCUCCUUCUCUUUCUUUGGGGAUCCUAUACAGUAUCUUUCUUUUAAAAAAAGAACACACACCACCAUAUGUAAACCGUUCUCUUGUGGACUCUCCUUCCUUGGAGGUUUGGAAGCAGGGGUUGGGCAGCCGGCCGUCUGUCAUGGAUGCUUGAGGAGAGAUUCCUGCAUUGCAGGGGGUUGGACUAGAUGUCCCUCGGUGUACCUUCCAACUGUAAAACUCUUGUCCCGCAGGUCGUAAUGGCGGCCAAGCGGAUCACCCAGGAGACGUUUGACGAUGUUGUGCAGGAGAACAUCAGCGACCUCGGCAUGGAUCCGGAAGAGGCUGUGAUCGAAGCCGUCCAGCAGUUUGAGUCUCAAGGUGUGGUUUUUGCAAAGAGAUGUUUUUAACUGGCUGGGUAGACCUGAGAUGGCACAGCCUUCUUCUAUUCUAUGAAUCCCUACUGAGGACCCCUACUCAUUGCCCCCACUGCUCCGUGUCUUUUCUCCAGGUGUUGACUUAAGCAACAUAGUGAAGACAGCCCCCAAUUCCGCCUCUGUGGAUGGGCAAGAGCCACAGCAUGCUGUUUUGCAGGUGAGAAGGGUGCCUGGGGCCGCCCAAGAAAGGAUGAAAGCCCCAGGGGUUCCUUUGGGAAGGGGCCGUGGCCCAGUGGCACCACAAGGACCUCAGGCUGAAUCCCGGGCAUCCUGAAGUUGGGCUGGGAAUGUUCCCUCUACAGUGGUACCUCUAGUGGCGGACGUAAUCCAUUUCGGGGUGCCGUUUGCACCCCAAAAAGUCCGCAACUAGAGCGCCUCUUCUGCGCAUGCACGGGUGGCGAACCCGGAAAUAAACACUUCUGGGUUUGCCACAUUCGUAAGCUGAAAGUCCGUAACAAGAGCGGAACGCAACACGAGGUAUGACUGUAUUCCUGUUUAAACCAUGAGCACUAGAAUCUUGGUUUAUUUCUUAGGAAAGGAGCACAGCUCAGUGGGUGGGCAGCACCUGUUCUGGAAUACUGAGCUCAAUGGUCCGACUCAGUGUUAAGCAGAUCCCUAGGGCCCUAAGCAUCAGAAGGUCAAAUAUAUAAGCUGGGCGUCAAACGGCUCCUUAAACCGGGGUUAGGUCGGCAGAGUGGAAUGCCUACUUGCCAUUUGGAGGCCAGACAGCUCGAAGGUCAUAUUUUUUAAUAGGGCUUUUGGGUUCCUGAAAUUCAUUCUGAUUGUGCCGAUAAAAUGGAGUUCUACAAGAAGGGGUAUGUGUGUGUGAAAACAGCCCAAACCCAAGGACCCCCAGGCAGGCACCUCCAGGUGGUGGAGACGCCAGGCGCCUUCCUGGCACCCAGCCAUCUUCACCUAGCCAGGUGCAAAAUGGUAUCGCAAUGUUAAACACCAGCCCCGUCCUUAUAUCAGCCAUUGUGAUCUCCUGGUGUGUCGCAAUGCGUAGCUGGCGAUUUCCCGCGAUGUUGAAAACCAGCUAUUGCCCAGCCCUACUCGCUCCUUUCCUUCCGCAGACUCUGGACUCCUUGCAGAAGGCAGUUGCUGAUGCCGACUCGGGCGCGGUGGACGAGCUGCUGGUGAGCUUUGCGGAGCAGUGCCGGCAGGAGAUGGCCGUCCGCUACUUGGCGGGGCAGAAGGGCGCUUAUCCUGCCGUGCUGGCCGCCUGCCGCCUGGCUUGUGAGGAAGGCUGCUCCCUCCUCAAAGCCCUCCGCGCCCUCUCCGCCCUCCUGGACGGCCAGCCCGACUUCCUCGAUGCCCCCGGGCAGGAGCUGCUUCUGCGGGUCUUGCGGGAGCGGCAGGAUGAUGGCGACCUGACCCUGGCCACCAUCCGCUGCGUCCGGCAGGCGUCCCUCAAGCACGAGCAGAACCGGCAGGACCUGGUGAAAGGCGGCGUCCUCUCCCUGCUGGUCGGGGCCGUUGUCCGCCAUGGGGACCGGGCCGAUGUGGUCCGGGAGGCCUGCGCGGGGCUGCGGUUCAUGACCUUCGACGACGAUAUCCGGGUGCCCUUUGGCCACGCCCACGAGCACGCCAAGAUGAUCGUGACGGAGCACGGCGGACUGAGGGUCCUCAUCGAAGCCGCCAAAGGUAGAGGCAUUGCCCCUUCCUCCCCACCCAUGGAAUGCAAGGAGAGCCCUUCUGGGUCAGGCCAGAGGGAGGGGGGGAAUUCGAUUCUAGCGUUACCGGAGGCAAGACCUCCCUCUCUGUCUUUCCAACGCCAAUCAAAGACAACCAAGAAGUGGUUUGGGGUGUUGUCGGUUUUUUGCCAAAUCCUUUUUAUUGAUUUUCCAAAUUCAAUGCAAUUUCCCCCAAAAUAGGUUUCCCACACUCCACGCAAGGUUUCCUCUUGUUGCUGCUUUGUUUCCCGGGUUGUUCCCAAUGCUCAUUCCAUUAAACUUACAUGUUCUGAACCAUCGGCUCUCUGCUUGCCAAUUCCUGCACGUACGAUAUUUCAGCAUUUGCAAUAUUGAGGAUUGACUUCACGACAGAAGUACUGUUCUUGGGAGACAGGGGGUGGGCAGGUGUGGGGACUCCCUGGUCCUGAAUGGGGCAGCUGUGUUGGUGUUGACUCUGAAAGCCCUAAAUGGCCUCGGCCCAGUAUACCUGAAGGAGCGUCUCCACCCCCAUUGUUCUGCCCAGACACUGAGAUCUAGCGCUGAGAUCGUCUGGCGGUUCCCUCACUGCGAGAAGCCAAGAACAGGGAACCAGGCAGAGGGCCUUCUCGGUAGUGGCACCUGCCCAGUGGAACGCCCUCCCAUCAGAUGUCAAGGAAAUAAACAACUAUCAGACGUUUAGAUGACAUCUGAAGGCAGCCCUGUUUAGGGAAGUUUUUAAUGACUGCUGUUUGUUGUAUUUUUAAUCUUUGUUGGAAGCCGCCCAGAGUGGCUGGGCAAACCCAGACAGAUGGGCAGGGUAUAAAUAAUAUAUUCUUAUUCUUAUUCUUAUCUACAAGUGAGGUUACUCCACAAAUCCUCAAAUCCUCAAUGAAUCAGUAAUUGUCAUUUUUCAAAUUCCUUUUCUUUUCUUCUGCAUGUAUGAAGCCCAAAAGCUCACUUUUACUUUUCACAACCAGGUACGAUUCACAAACCAUCUCGCUUUCUCUUCCUCCUCCUCCUCCUCUCAGCCUUCCCCGACGACUGCAGCGUCCUGAGGGAGAUCUGUGCCACUCUGGGGCGCCUCUCUGUCCGGAAUGAGUUCUGCCAGGAGAUUGUGGACCUGGGCGGUUUAAACUUCAUGGUGGCGCUGCUGGCCGACUGCAUUGACCACCAGGUACUACAAAUGUAGGUAGCUGCCAUGUCAGAUCACUGUGUCUCUCCAACCCAGUAGUGCCUACUCUGAUUGGCAGUGGCACUCCAGGCAGGGCUGGCCUGAUCCAUGGAUACACCAUGGAUCGAAAUAAAUCAGGAUUUCGGUCCUCAUUAUUCUGAAGGAAGGACUGAUGGACUAUAAAUCUAGGCAGCAUCUUCAUAUUGCACUGCGCCAGCAAUCCAUCUAGCUCAGUAUUACCGACACUGGCUGGCAGCCGUUCCCCAGGAGUUCCAGGGGACAUUCCAGAAAUGCCAGGGAUUAAACUCGUUUUCACUCAUUUCUUUAAAGUUUUUCUUGGUCUGUGUUUUGUUUGAAAGGAAGUCUGAGACCAAACUCCUCCUGGAAAAGUUGAUUUCAGAAUAAUGAUUCCAACUUUUGAGAGUUUUCUCACCAAUGCUCCAAAACUCCCCCCCCUUUUUUUUGGGUAAAAGCAGCUAAAAGCAAAGGGAUUUUCAGAUACAUAAAAGCCAAAAGUGUUAGGGAGGCUGUCCCAACUGCAGCACAGACGACCAUUUUCAUUUCCGUGGGCUUGCGUUGGGUAAUAUUAGUAAUGAAAAGAACCCUCUCUGGCCUUUUAAACUUUGCAUGGGGGAGUUUUGUUUGUUAUUAUAGUAUUUCUUGUGUUCUUAUAUUGCAAACUGCCCUGUGAUCUUCAGAUGGAGGGCGGUCAUCAUCAUCUUGGAAAGGAGUCGAAAUAAUAAUAAUAAAUAAAGUUUGUUCUGGGUAUAAGCUUUUGUGUGCAUGCACACUUCUCCUAAGGUGGUUUCUAAGGUGUUGCUGGACAAUUUUUUAUUCCGACUGCAUCAGACCACCUACCUGACUCUAGACUCCUGGGAAGCAGAUGCUCUGCCUUGGAGCUACAGCCGCUCCCCUAAAAAAAAAGAAUAGUAUUUGUUUUUCCAGUAUCUUAGUAUUUGUUUCUCCACCCCAGAUCUAAACUUUAGCUGACUUGGUGGGCUGGCCGUCUGUCCUGGAUGCUGGAGCUGAGAUUCCUGCAUUGCAGCGGGUGGGACUAGAGGACCCCCAGGGUCCCUUCCAACUCUGCUUCCGUGAGGCUUUCUUUUCAAACCUGUUCUCACGCCUUGGGUCUUUUUCCCUUCCGCUGCGGAUUGUAGGACCUGGUGAAGCAGGUGAUGAGCGCCAUCCAGGCGAUCGCGGGCAACGACGACGUGAAGGACGCCAUCGUCAAUGCCGGAGGGACAGACCUCAUCGUGCUGGCCAUGACUCGGCACCUCGGCAGCCCUUUGGUGAGUGGGUGUCGGUAGAGGAAGCUUCCUUUUAUUGGCUGGUCUGUUGCAUUUAUCCCGCCUCUUCCUCCAAGCAGCUUAAAGCAGCAUUCAGUCGUUCACCUCUACAGGUGUAACCCUCACAACCACGAUGUGAGGGGGUUAGACUGAGAGGCCCCAACCAGCCCAUCACCUUGUCAUGGGGAGUGGGCUUGCACGUUCCUAUGACCCUUGUGAGUGCAGCCGUCGGGAGUCUCGUACUCCCAGCAGGGUCACCCAAGGCAGUAAGGUCAAAGGGGAGGAGCUAGACAAAGCACGAUCCCAGAAGUCCUCAAGGGCAGAACAGGCGGAAGAUAACAAGCAGUGUGUGACAACAGCUGUGAAGGCGGAGGAAGAAUCUACCGGUUGUCGUGAUCCUCAUGCCAUUGGAAUAGAGCCUUGCUGUGCAGACUGUGCGUUGGUCAGCAUGCCCUGAUCUACACACAUAAAACAAAUAAACACACAGGCAUCUUCCAAAAACCCAUCCUGAACUCAAACCCCCAAAAGUCCUAUGGGGAUCGGCAAAUGGUAUCGGGGGCAGGACCGUGAAAUCUGGAAGCCCCUAGUCAAGAACCGGCACAUAGGCAGAUACAGAUUCAGUCGCUCUGACUCAAGGAACGAGGUAAUCCUGACUGGAUUACCGCUCCCUUUGAGGUCACCAUCCAGCGGUCGUAAAAGACAAUUGAACUUUGGAACCUGGACUAUACAGACUUUGUUGGAUAGCACAGACAAUCAACGUCCCGAACGCAGAACUGCCAUCAUUGCAAGAGAGCUGUGAUGUUUUAACUUCAAUAUUGCAGCGCUUCAAGGAACUCGAAGAGCAGGUGAGGGACAACUGAAGGAAGAAAGGGGAGGCUACAUUUUCUUCUGGAAAGGUCUGUCAGAACAAGAACAUUGAAUACACGGAGUAGGCUUUGCUAUCAAAAACGAUCUUGUGAAGCUCUUCUCAGAAGUCCCUUAAUGAGCGACUUUCAACCCUUCAACUAAAACUCACCCAAAACCAUCAGGCUCCUAUUCUAAGCGCUUAUGCACCAACACUGAUUGCUGAUGAAGAUAUUAAAUAAAAUUUUUACUCUCAGCUGAAUAUCCUCCUGGGUAAUUUUAGGGCAAGAGUUGGGCAAGAUUUUGAUCUGUGGCCUGGGACUAUUGGGAAAGAAGGAAUAGGCAACAGCAACCAGAACAGAAUCUGACUUUUGACUAUAUGUGCAGCGCACAACCUUGGUAUUACCAACACACUCUUGACAAAAAAAUAAGUUUAAAACAUCUUGGAAUCACCCUCGGUCAAACCACUGGCACCGCUUAGACUAUGUAACCGUCCGAGCUGAAGAUUGCUGUGAUUCGCUCCUUACCAGAGCUAUGGUGAGUGCUGACGACUGCUGGACAGAUCACCAAUUAAUACGCUCCACAAUGGCUAUCAAGACUAUACCUCAACGCAGGCUUCAAGGAAGGGAACCAAGGAGCACAAUGAACACUCAAGCCCUUCAAGAUCCCAUUAAGCAGGAUUGCUUCCAAACGACUCUUAGGACCAUCUGCUUCUAGAUUUCCCUGAUAAUAUUGAGGAACACCAGACCAAGCUAAAAACAUCUAUUACUGCAGCCUGCGAACAAACUAUUGGAUACCAAACCAAGAAACAGCAGGACUGGUUUGAUGAGAAUGACAGUGAGAUUGAACACAUUAUUGACAAGAAAAGGAAGGCCUUUCAGAUCUGGCAAAGGGAUAAAAACUGUGACACUAAGAAAAAACAACCCUAUGCCAACGCUAAGGCUGAGGUUCAAAGAAAAACCAGAGAACUAAAGAACACCUGGUGAAAAAAGCUCAAGAGAUCCAGCACUUAGCUGACACUCGUGAUGCACAAAGCCACAAAGACCAUCUAUGGGCCAAUAAAUCAUGGCAUCUGCCCCUACACUUAACAGACUUCUAAAAGAUAAAGAAGCUAUUGCACUGCGCUGGAAAAAACAUUACCAGCAUCUCCUUAACCGCAACUCCCCCGUUAGAGAUGAGCUUGCAGUAUCUCCAAAUCUGGGAGAGUUGUGUACAGCUAUUAACCAAAUGAAAAACAACAAAGCCAGUGGGUCUGAUGGAAUACCUGCCAAAGUCUUCAAAGUUGGCGGAAUUGGACUUGCACAACAACUUCACAAACUCAUUGAAAAAAUCACAUCACUUGGGAAGACAGGCAAACUAAUAUCAGUGUACUGGAAGAAGCAAAGUUCACCAGUCUUGAAGCAAUGGUUCUUCAACAUCAACUUCGUUGGACUGGUCACGUUGUGCGGAUGCCUGAUUAUCAUUCUCGAAAGCAACUACUCUAUUCUGAACUUUAAAAAAUGGAAAGCGUAAUGCUGGUGGUCAACAAAAGAGGUUUAAAGACUCUCUCAAGGCAAAUCUUUUAAAAUGUAGUAUAAACACAGACAACUGGGAAACACUGGCCUGCGAGCGCUCCAGUUGGAGAACAGCCUUUACCAAAGGUAUCACGGGCUUUGAAGACGCUUGAACUCAGGACAAAAGGGAGAAACAUGCUAAGAGGAAGGCACGCUUGACAAACCCUCACCAUGAUCAACUCCUGCCCGGAAACCUACAGAAUGUCCCCACUGUGGAAGAACGUGUGGAUCCAUAAUUGGCCUCCACAGUAACUUACAAACUCACAUUUAACCCAGAGGUUUUCAACAUUUUUGAGUCCACGACUCCCUUGACCAACUACAUUCUUUCUGCGGCACCCCUGUGGGGCUCACUCCUUUCCCGGUGAACCAGCAGCCCCUCAUCCCUUUUUGAGCACUUUCCCUUGUUGUGUGUUCCCUCAGCCUCCCCACUCCCUCUUCUUGGGAGUCCUCUAGGCAGCCACUGCUGACACCCCUGGUCUCUGAGCUGCCCCCCGCUGCCCCAAAGAGAGAUGCAUGUUUCCCCUGGGAAGCCUAUAGCCGGGCUGCUGCAACAAACAGCUGUGCAAGCCUUUGGGAGGCAGAGGUGCAAGAGGGCAUCAGAGGAGGGAGGGAAGGAAAGAAGGACAGAGGCCAGUGCUGCCCGCUGCACCCCUGAUCAUCAUUCAAGGCACCCCAGGGUGCCACAGCACACUGGUUGAAAACCACUGCUUUAACCACUACACCACAUUGGCUCUCCUUGGUUGCUCCCAGUUCCUUUGCUGUUCUUGAACACCCUCCCUCAUCUUUUGCCCCUUCCCCUGGAUCAGCCCCCUCCAGAAGCACGCUCUGCCCUGUUCCAAGGGAUCAUAGAAUUGUAGAGUUGGAAGGGGCGGCAUGCAAAUUGAAUAAACAAAUAAAUGUUACACUAUAUUAAAAGCACUUGAAAAGAACGUAAAGUUGCAGAAAUAAUAUUACUGUACGAUAAAAUGCAAGAGUGGAGUCAAGCUUGCUAUAUAAUAAAAAUGCAAGUGUGUCGUCAGUCGGUUGAACAUGGCUGCCUGCGUUUCCGCCCUCAGGUGUGUGAGCAGAGUUGUGCGGCCUUGUGCAUGCUGGCGCUGCGGAAGCCCGAGAACUGCCGGGUCAUCAUGGAAGGGGGCGGGGCCUUGGCAGCGCUGCAGGCCAUGAAGAUGCACCCCAAGGAAGCUGGCGUGCAGGUAACAAUUUUGCGCUGUAAGAGACAGGAGUUGCUCUUUCACCCACCCUCUGCCCUGGCGUAACCACAAUUACCUCUGAAGGUAUCAAGCCUGCUUUCCCACAAGGGUAUAAGAUGGGCUGCGUCUGGUGUUGGAACUACUGUUUCUGGGGGACAGGGGGCAGGCAGGUGUGGGGGACUCCCUGGUCCUGAAUGGGGUAACUGCCCCCGAAUGGACCACAUAACACCAGUCUUGAAAGACCUACAUUGGCUCCCAGUAUGUUUCCAAGCACAAUUCAAAGCGUUGAUGCUGACCUUGAAAGCCCUAAACGGCCUCAGCACAGGGAACCAGGCAAAGGGCCUUCUUGGUGGUGGCACCCUCCCUGUGGAACACCCUCCCAUUAGACGUCAAGGAGAUAAACAACUACCUGACUUAGGCAGUCCUGUAUUGGGAAGCUUUUUAUCUUUGAUGUUCUAUUUUGUUUUUAUGUGUGUUGAAAGACACCGAAAGCGACUGAGGAAACCCAGCCAGAGAGGCGGGUAUAAACAAUAAAAUUGAUGUUAUUAGUAGUAUUACUCCUACUCAGAAGGCCCACUGAAAUUAACAGAAACAUCUUAACAUCAUACUGGAAAACCACACAAUGAAUCCCUAGAGUGCAAUAUUAUAUACCGUUUUUAACAUACUGUUGAUUUUACUGGUUUUACGAACAUUAUAAUUUCGUAAAUAAUUUACAUUUUCAUUAAGUGUAAACCACUUAGGAGGUGUAUCAAUGUUGUUUAAGGUGCCAUAUAUUUUGGAGAGCUGUUUCUCUCCUCGCCCCUUACAUUUGGACAUCUCUUAAGGUAUCAUAGGCAACGUCUGCAUGAUGGUUUCUGAGAUCAAGGAGCAGUUUUCUGCCUGCUUAGGGGUACAAGUUUUGACUCAAGGUGGCGAGCAGAACCUUUCAAAAUGGUGCUGAUUUUAUUCAAAAAUUGCAUAGUGGUCCUUGAGAUCAAGGCGCAGGUUUCGGCCUACGUUCGGAUACAACAUUUUGAAUCAUUUUGAAUUGAAACGGCACUGAUAUUUUUGUUGUUGCUUCUCAGAGUUCCCAGGCGACGCUGGGUGCUUUCUUCUGCUAACGAAGUGAAUCGUUUGCCAUUUUUCUCUUUCUCCGUCCAGAAACAAGCCUGCAUGCUGAUCCGCAACCUCGUCUCCCACGCUCAGGAUUUCUCCCAGCUCAUUCUGGACAUGGGUGCUGAGGACUUGAUCGCCGAGGCCCGGGCCGCCCACCGGACGUGCGAGGACGUGGCCAAGGCCGCCUUGAGGGACCUGGGCUGCCAGGUGGAGCUGAGGGAGCUCUGGACGGGCCAGAAGGGCAGCCUGGCGCGCUGACACCCGGAGACGCCGGGAAACGGGGGGUUGGAAGCGGUGGGGAUGAGCGGAGAGCAAGAUGGACUUGCAGACGGGAAUAAACGCAGCCCAAGGGAGAAGGAGGGUGUUGGCCUUGGGGGCCAUUAGCUGCACAGGCCCCGGAAAUUCACCGGUGCGCCGCCAUUUACUUUUCUGCAACAAGCCUUCUGUGCGGUUUUUGUUGUUAUCUUAAAUAUCUGCCGCUUCAAGAGCUUGACUGGCCGACCCUAGAAAAUGGAGUGGCGCCUGCGGAGAAAGCUUCCCUUUCUAUAAAAAUGGCCAAGAGCAAAAAGCAGCAACAAUGGUGGGUGGGGGAAAAGGCUGGCAGGCCGCUUGUUCCAUUUACAGCUGUAUUUUGGCCCUACCCUGGCUCUCCAUAUGGCCUGGCAGGCUUCUCCACCUUCAAUUAGGCAACCACUGCUCCCUGCUGUCCUCCAUUCUUCUUCCAGAUGUGCCAUCCUCUGGCCCUUGGCCGUUCUUUUUCCUCUUGUGUCAUCAUGCUGCCGGUUUAAAACUAUCAUGUGCCUGUCUCAUUAUUGUUCUCUACGGUUCUCCUCUUUGGUCUCAUGAUAGUUACAAGAAAGGAGAUUCCAACUAAACAUUAGGAGUAACUUUCUGUUGUUGGCAAGAGCCGUUCGACAGUGGAAUGGUCUCCUUUGGGAGGUUGCAGACUCUCCUUCCUUGGAGGUUUGGAAGCAGAGCUUGGAUUGCCAUCAGCUGAGAUUCCGGCAUUGCAGAAAGUUGGACUAGAGGACCGGGGAAUCUCUUCCAACUCAACCAUUCUCAUUCUAGUUGGAUAAAAGUUGGCUCUCUCACAUCCUCCGUUUCUUUCUUUUUUUAAAGUCAAGUUUUCA